Molecule: messenger RNA, 5138 nt
Organism: Sinocyclocheilus rhinocerous
Lineage: Eukaryota; Metazoa; Chordata; Actinopteri; Cypriniformes; Cyprinidae
Exons: 24
Coding region: 322-4473 (1383 amino acids)
Molecular function (GO): zinc ion binding; RNA binding
Source: RefSeq, a predicted model, not a curated record
CUUUUAUUUUGAAAGAUCACAUCCGGUUUAGACACCGAGACGAGAAGAACGUCUUUCACCAUAACCGCUAUCUUGCAUAGCUUUAGCGAUCAAUUGCUUUAUUCCAGCUUGUAAGGUAAGACUGAUACAGGUGACACCCCUCAACCGGAUUCAUCAGCAGAUCUUCCAACUGAAGCUGAUCUCUUCAAUAUUGUAGUAUUAAUACAAGGACAACAAAUUCUCCUUACCAACUUUUUAACAGGUGAGCAGCAGCUGCCCCGGCAAGAGCUGAUUUUUUUUGAGGUCCUACACAUAUUUGACCACUUUUGACAACUUUGAGACAUGUCUUACAAUCAACCAUACCGAAACCCACCCGAUGAUUACAGCGCAAGCAAUGACAAGUACAAAGACUCGCAACGAAUUUAUCACCGGGAGUCUACCGCUUACAGGUCGCGAAUUAGGGGCGCAUCUCCAGAGCGGACGUCUCCAUCCUCAUCAGAACCUGUCCUCUCGUCUGCUAAGGCUUUGUCUUUUCUGCAUAGCUGUGGACUGGAUGCUGAAGACCUUCAAACUCUGGCCAAGCUUCCUGAGCAUCUCAUCGCAGCCGAUACCCUUCCUGACCUUCUUGCGCAGAUCAAAAAUAAGAAAGCGUCCAACACUUCUUCAUCUAGGUCCAGUGCGCUCCAACCCGGUUCAUCAUCUCGCUCCUGGGACGACAGGAGCCACACUCAGCUGGUUGAGUAUCCAUUGGAUUUGCCUGUCCGUCAGUCAUAUUCCAUUCCUCGAGAGCAGCUUCCAACCUGGGACGACCGCUGGGAAAAUGCCCAACAAACAAGCUCUCCAACAUGCACGCACACCAGUUCUGACUCAAACUAUGUGGUUGAGUACAACCAUCUGAAAGACAAACAGUCUUAUUUUGAUAAAGCGUCUUAUGCCACAGAACCAUCAAGGCAGAAAACGUCCGUUGUCCCGCAGUCUUACUCUAGCCACAGCAGAGACGUUAGUCAAUCCUCACAUUUGUCCAGCAGAGACGUCAGUCAGUCCUCUCCUCUGACCAGUAGAGAUGCAAGUCAAUCCUCCCAUCGCUCUAGCAGAGAUGUCAGUCAGUCCUCUUAUCUGUCCAGUAAAGACGUCAGUCAGUCCUCCCAUCGCUCUAGCAGAGAUGUCAGUCAGACCUCUUAUCUGUCCAAUAGAGACAUUGGUCAGUCCUCACAUCUGUCUGGUAGAGACAUUGGUCAGUCCUCACAUCUGUUCGGUAGAGACAUUGGUCAAUCCUCACAUCUGUCCGGUAUUGGUCAGCCCUCACAUCUGUCCGGUAGAGACAUUGGCCAGUCCUCACAUCUGUCCGGUAUUGGUCAGCCCUCACAUCUGUCCGGUAGAGACAUUGGUCAGUCCUCACAUCUGUCAAGUAGAGACAUUGGCCAGUCCUCACAUCUGUCGAGCAGAGAUGUUGGUCCACCCUCGCUCCUGUCCAACAGAGGCAUCGCUCCACCCUCGCUUCUGUCCAGCAGAGAUGUCGGCCCACCUUCUCUCCUGUCCGGCAGAGACGUCGGUCUGCCCUCGCUCCUGUCCAUCAGAGACCUUGCACCACCCUCGCACCUGGCCAGCAGAGACGUUGGUCAGUCUUCACACCAAAGGAGGACAGAGUCAGCUCCUAGAGUGCCUACCAGGAAGGAGGCGUCAGAUUUCCACGGGAAAACUCCACCAGUAUUUCCCUACGCAUGCGUGCUCUGCGAUAUCACUGUCCUCUCUAUCAAGGACUGGUCUUUGCAUAUAAAAGGAGCCCAACAUGCUCAUAGUCAACUUAGUCUUGUGGAAAAAUAUCCAGCGUGGGAUCAGACAAUCCAAUCUGCUCGAAGAAAUGAGCCCCAUCCUGAUCGACACGCGUCCAGAACAACACAGGAACGAGGUGGAACCUCAAGCAGUAGAAAUGGAUCGUCAGGCAGCAAAAGUGCAGCGUUGAGCAGUAAAAGUCAAUCAUCAAGCAGCCAAAACCGCAAUAACACUGAAGCAACAACGAAGUGCAAAGUGGUGUGUGUCAAGUUUGAAGUGGAUGAUGUGGAUGAAGCUUACCUGAAAAAAUUGCUUGGCCAGUUUGGGGCGAUUGUCAAAAUUAUCAUGUUACCUAGAAUGGCUUUUGUGAAUAUGGGAACAGCAGGCCAGGCAGAGGAUAUAGUAAAAUAUUUCUACCAAAACCCUUUGAGGAUCAGAGGAGAACUGAUCGUAUUUACUCUGUCUGCAGCAUUCAAUUUCCUACAGACUUCUCGUGUAGUGAGCUUUUCACCGUUACCUUCUAGUGAUGGCAUACGCUCAGAGUUGACGGCCAUUGCUAAGCGUUUCGGAUCAGUUAAACAUUCUCUGUUUCUCCCAAGCCGGGGUUAUGUGGAGAUGAGCAGUGCAGAGGAGGCCGACAAAUUGGUGGAGCACUAUUCAACCAAUUCACUUAAAAUAAAAGGAAAAACCAUUAACGUUUGCUCCUCAACUGAGUACCAGACGCUUGAAAUGACGGAUGCUGACAAAGAAAAAUCACCAGUUCCUUAUAGCAGCAGCAGCAGCAGCAGCAGGAGGAGGAGGAGGAGGAGUUGCAGCCCGAGGAGGAGAUCCCACAGAGACUCUCCCAGCCCCAAACGAAGAGCUUCUGAAGAGAGGUCCAGGUCUCGCAGGAGUCACGACUCUAAGAAACGAGAAGAAAGUCGACGCUCACGGGAGAAAACCAAAGAGAGCUCUAGACGGGACAGCUCAUCCAAAUCCCGUUCUAAAAAAAGCUCUCCUUCGAAAGACCAGAAGCAAAAAACAAAAACAGAAGAAAGUGUGAAGGAGACUGUUGAAGACGACAACAAUCAGUCUGACAUCAUGACUGAUGAUAGUGAUCUUGAAGGAGUGGCGGUUAUAGCUGAUGAUGGUGAGGCACUGAAUUCAGAAGAUGAGCUCACAGUAGAUGAAGAGAUGGAUGAUGAGGCGCAUGAAACCUCCGAUGAACAGGAUGCAUCUGAAGAUGUCCAAACUGUGAAAGAGUCAGAUGAUCAGACUAAACCUUCAGACAUGGACACAUCGAGCAUACAGCCAGAGACGUCAGAGUGUGCACCAACUGCUACUACUUCGGAAAGAUCGAGCGAUUGUAAGGAAGCCCAAGAGCUUCAACAAGGAGAGCAAAACGAGCUUCAACAAGGAGAGAAAAAAGAGCUUCAACAAGGAGAACAAAACCAGCAACAAGGGGAGCAAAAAGACAAUACAGUGGAGAUGGAGGAGGCAGCAGAUUUCUCAGAGAAUCUAGACAAGGAGGGAGUGUUGACAGAAAAAGGUGAUGAAAUGGAGAUCUCGACUUCAAGCACUGAGGAAAAGUUUGGCAAAGUUCUGGAGGUGGCAGGGUUUCCAGUGGCUAAAAAAUACAGUGAAGCAGAUUUACUGAAAAUUGGGAAAAAAUACGGAGAUGUGGCAAACUGCUGUCUGGUUCGCAGCAAUCGAAAGGUGGAGAAGGCAUUAAUUGAGAUGGUGAAUGCUGCCGAUGCUGCAAAACUCGAAGCCGAGUGUAAAAGGCAACACAUUAAACUAGGCGGCAGAAACUUGAGGAUAACCGUGUCAAAGAAAUACAGCCACUUGAACGAGGGGCAAAGUGUUGACGCUGACACUGAGAAACAGAAAGUUAAGGAAGAUACUGAAGAGAACAAUAAGGAGCCAUCAAGCACACUGGCUUCCAGUGAGGAGAGCACAGUAGUGAUGGCUGAGACCGAGAUCUCUGAAGAAGAUGCUGAGGCUCAGGAAGAAAAGGAAACCAGCAUGGACACAAUCAUGCAAACGUCUAGUGAUGAGGAGGACGGGUAUGGCAGAGUUCUCCGGAUCAGAAACCUUCCCAUGCCUGAUGAGUACACUGAUGCAGAAUUUCUGAGCAUCGCAGAACCGUAUGGUAAAGUAGUACGCCAUUGGAUGUUUCGCCUUCAUCGAACGGGACUGAUUGAAAUGAAAAAUGCCUCUGAUGCUGAAAAGGUUGUAGCUGCGGCCAACAUGAAUAAAAUUACAGUUGCUGGAAUGCAUCCCAAGAUUUCAGUGUCUACCAAACAUGCUCAUUUAAAUAAAAGGUACUUUCUACAUGGACCUAGUGAUGGUUCUAUACACCCAUUUUCCGAGUUAGAGGAGGAAAAUGAUGAAUCCAAGACACAAAACAGUAUUUCUGAGCAGCAGCCGUCUAUCCAGACAUCAGCGAAUGUCGAGGAGUCUUCGAAUGAUAAUCGAGAUGACAACUCGAAGGGAGAUGAGAAGCAGGUUUCUGCAGCUGAUGAUGGAAGCGUAACGAAGGAGGAAAAUUCAGACACUGUGUCAGAGACGCAAACACCUGUGAUGGACCCAGUGGGCACAGAGUUUGUUCGGCCUGUGGUGGGUUACUUCUGCAGCCUGUGUAAUGCCAUCUAUGCCAGUGAGGAAGAGGCGAAGGACGAACACUGCAGGACCCCAGUGCAUCAUCAAAAGCUGAAGGAGCACAAGGAGCGUUCAACAUAAACCAUGACAUGAAUCAAGCCAAUCCAGAAAUCAUUCAUAGACGCUCAUAAUGAUAACAUACUGUAGCUAAUUCACAUCAUAAUAUGUGUUAAGUCAUUAAGUGAUUCAGUACUAAUGCAGAAAUUGUCAUUUUAUUUGAUCUUUUUUUUAUUAAUUAUAGCUUGUUUGUUCUGAUGUGCUUUUAUUUCAUUAAUGGUUUUAUCUGGUGAUUAACAAAAACUGUCAUGUUUUCUUCAAAAAGCAUGUAUUUUCUUGCAGUGUGUACUGGAUUGAGUUUAAAUAGAAUGCCUUAAAAUCGUUCCCGUUCAAAUAAAGACGUAAAGUUAUGAAAUAAGCGCGCUUGUUUUCUUGACGCGGGUUUUGAUUGGACGGCUGAUGGUUGUCUCCGCCCACAGUAUGCCGUUUCCAUGACAAUUCAACAUGGCCGCGCACGGUAAGCAGAAUGUUGUGGGGUUGGUUGUAAAUAAGUUGAUUUUAGCUCGAUGUCGGCACACAUUUGCCUAUAUUUUAUUGUGAAUAGAACGAAUGGCUUUUUAUGAAGCCAAAUAAAAUGAUUUGGUAAACAAAAAGCGAUCAAUUAAUGCCUGUUUGAUUCGAAUGGAGGGGGUGAUCCUCCCUUACCCACAAGCCAAUCUGAUAUUGGAUGUUGUCCUGCUGCUCCUCUU